Molecule: messenger RNA, 2512 nt
Organism: Exaiptasia diaphana
Lineage: Eukaryota; Metazoa; Cnidaria; Anthozoa; Actiniaria; Aiptasiidae
Product: dnaJ homolog subfamily C member 3
Exons: 15
Coding region: 48-1523 (491 amino acids)
Biological process (GO): protein folding in endoplasmic reticulum
Cellular component (GO): endoplasmic reticulum
Molecular function (GO): misfolded protein binding; protein-folding chaperone binding
Source: RefSeq, a predicted model, not a curated record
UCACCAGUACAUACAUUGCAAGAACCAAAGUUGUUUUGAAUGGCAUAAUGUCUCCAAUAUACAGAAUUUUCUCAUAUUUUCUCUUUGUUACACUUAAAAUAGAUUUUAGAGCAGUUGAUGGCAAACUUUCAAGUGUUGAUGUCCAACGACAUCUAGAUCAAGGAAAGAGGCUGCUAUCURCAGGACAGUUAAGCGAUGCUCUAACACACUACCAUGCAGCAGUUGAUGGAGAUCCAGACAAUUUUCUUACACAUUUUCAAAGAGCAACAGUAUUUAUGGCCUUAGGAAGAUCUAAGUCUGCACUCCCUGAUUUAGAUAGAGUUUUAGAAUUGAAACCAGAAUUUUUUCAGGCCCGAUUACAAAGAGGUAAUGUMUUGUUAAAGCAAGGUAGACUGGAUGAAGCGCAUGCAGAUUAUGAAUCUGUGUUGAAAUAUAGUCCAGAAAAUGCUGAAAGUUUACAACAGUUAUCUGUAAUAGAUCCAACUAGGAGAAGUAUAUCAGAAGCUAAACAUGGUAUUGAACGAGGAGACUGCCAAUUCGCAAUAGAACAAUUGAACAUUGCAAUAGAGGUUUCCCCUUGGGAUCCAGAAUUAAGAUUAAUGAGAGCAGAUUGUUAUGAGAGAAUGGGUGAUUAUGUAAAGGCAAUAUCAGAUAUAAAGCCCACAACAAAACUUAUCAAUGAUAACACAGAGGGUUAUYUGAAAAUGAGCCAGUUACACUAUGAAAUGGGAGAACUAGAAGAUGCUUUAAGAGAAGUCAGAGAGUGUCUCAAGCUAGACCAAGAUCACAAGAAAUGUCAUCCAUUUUAUAAGAAAAUGAAGAAAUUAAAUAAACUUCUUGGAGCAGCUCAAGACCUUAUCAAUCAACAAGAUUAUUAUGAAGCUAUGGAGAAGUUAAAGAAAUCUCUUAAGCAAGAGUCUCGAAUACCUACCAUAGUUGGAAAAAUCAGACGACAAAUGUGUCACUGUCAUGUUAUGCUUGAGGCACCGGCAGAAGCUAUUCAAGAGUGUAAUAAAGCUCUUGAACUUGACGAGAACGACGUUGAUGCCCUCUGUGAUCGAGCAGAAGCACACAUUUUAGAAGAGAAUUACAACGAAGCUAUUAAAGAUUAUCAAAAAGCUAAAAGUAUAAAUGAACAUUUACACAAAGUUCAAGAAGGUUUAGAGAGAGCACAAAAACUUCUGAAACAAUCCAAAAAGAGAGAUUAUUAUAAAAUACUUGGAGUUAAAAGACAUGCAAGCAAGCGAGAAAUAACUAAAGCAUAUCGAAAACUUGCCGUAAAGUGGCAUCCUGAUCAAUUUAAAGAUGAAAAAGAAAAGAAAAAAGCUGAAAUAAAAUUCAUAGAUAUCGCUGCUGCCAAAGAGGUUCUUACUGAUCCAGAAAAACGAGCUAAAUUCGAUCAAGGCGAAGAUCCACUAGAUCCUGACCAACAAGGUGGUGGCGGAGGAUGGCCGUUCCAGGGAGGAGGAUUUCCAUUCGGAAAUGGAGGAAACGGAUUUCAGUUCAAAUUUCACUUCAAUUAAGCGUCUACUUCCUUUCUUACAUCUCAUCUUUUUCAAACUACCUUGCUUCUGAAAUAAUUAAUAUUUCUCCCAGAGAAAAUUGUUGGACUUUACCGUAAUGUUUGUUCAUAUUUUUCACAUAUCUGGCAUCAAGAGAACRCAUGAACAUUUCUAACMCUUUUUUCUCGUGUAAAAUAGUCCUGUUUUAUGGCUGAUUUACUUUGCAAAACGUUUGUCGGCACAAAUGUCUCGUUUUAUAUAGCUACAAUUUAAAGAAGGCUGUUCGGGGAAAACUGCCGGAAUGCACUAAUUCUAUUAAAAAAAUUGAAUAUCCACUCUGACUUUCGGUCUUGCAAUUGCCGUUCCUCACUUUUUUGAAAUAGCUAUAUUUUGCGUUGUUUCAUGUAGUAUGCAUUUUGUAGACAAACGUUGUGCAUAAUAAAUCAUGAGUAAGGAGAGCAAAUGUCCUCUGAAAUAUUUAUUUAUUAGGCACUUGAUUUUUUUCAAUGGUUCAAAUAAUUCGGGUUUGUUAUCAGUUAUCCGAAGUUUACAUUUUUAGCGGUAUCCGCAGUAGUCUUUACCUMGUAAAUGGUCUUAUUAUCCUAUGUGGACGUUCUCGGGGAGAGGCGAGGGAAGGUGGUGCCCUCCCCAACGCCCAUUAUGCAGAUGUCCUUGUGUCGAAGCGUGCAUAGCUCUAAUCUUCAUUCCGAGAAGAAAUUCAAAAAAUUGACCAUCCCAUCUGUUUUCAUCUGUAGGGAUAAUGACACAAUGCAAUAAAAUAUAAUUUUAUUAUGUGCGUACCCUGCCUAUAACGCACACUGCACCGCUUUAAAAUGUUGCAGACAAAAAUUUGAAACGAUGCGACUUUUUCYYGACAUCGAAAAAUGAAUGCAACGCCUUGGCGAUAGCCAGGCUAGUUAAAAACAUUGCACUAUUGUAUAGUAUGAAAUCCAGUGAAAUAUUCUAUAAAUUUCUAUUUUAAAAGAAAUAAAACUUUUGAAACUUGGAAA